Messenger RNA from Dentiscutata erythropus, 147 nucleotides. The record is from the annotation of a GenBank genome assembly. NCBI's taxonomy places the organism in Eukaryota, Fungi, Glomeromycota, Glomeromycetes, Diversisporales, Gigasporaceae.
AUGUUAAUACAAAUAGUGAAGGCAUUAGUAAAUACAAAAAAUCUUCUAAUGGCAAUAUUGAUUAAUGAUGAUACCACAAGUGAUGAAACAUCAACAACAAAAUUAUUAUUAGGCAAUGACAGUAGUAGGCAUAUUGCUAACGUGUAG